Messenger RNA from Cucumis melo (muskmelon), 1356 nucleotides. RefSeq names its product transcription factor bHLH84-like. The record is from RefSeq and is a predicted model, not a curated record. NCBI's taxonomy places the organism in Eukaryota, Viridiplantae, Streptophyta, Magnoliopsida, Cucurbitales, Cucurbitaceae. The transcript is spliced from 5 exons. Gene Ontology annotation, molecular function: protein dimerization activity; DNA-binding transcription factor activity. Bases 47 to 1075 code for a protein of 342 amino acids. Gene Ontology annotation, biological process: regulation of DNA-templated transcription.
CAAACAAAAGUUCAAAAAAGUUUCCCUUUUUUCUUUUCUUCAAAUUAUGGAAGCUGGUGCCAUUUCAGAAAGAGAAUGGAUAUCUCUUAGUGGAGCUUAUACUGCUGAAGAAUCUGAUUUUAUGGCUAAUUUACUCAACAAUUAUUGUAUUCCAAAUGAGUUAAAUUCAGAUUUAACCUUGGAAAUUCCAUCUUCUUAUUGGGCUUCUUCUAAUGAACCUUCUUAUUAUUCUUCAGAUGCUUCUGAUUCUUCCAAUAUCUAUGCCCUUUCACAACCCAAUAACAAUCUUCCUUAUACUUUCAAUGAAUCUAACCCUCUUUGGAUGCCUAAUAAUGGUGCUUCUUCCUUGUCCUUGGAUUUUUCCGUCGAGGAUGUCGGGAAUGCCGAUUGCUUGGACGAUAAUGGUUCGAAUAUUCGUAAAACAAGGCAAUGCAGCAGGCUACAACAAUCCCCUGCUGACUCUGUUGUCAAUGGGAAGAGCUCACAACAGAAACGAAGAGCUGAUGGUGUGAUGGUGGAAGAAGCUAUGAGGGAUGAUAAAGUUGGACCGGUUUCGGUUGAGAAUGCCUCGAGGAAGCGACCUCAAAGUUUGCUUGAUGUUGAAAAGACGAAAAGGAGCGGGAGGGCACGGAAGACCUCGAAGAUUGCUUCGGGUAGCUGCAAUGAAGAGGAUCAAAUUGUUAGUCCAAAUGGGCAAUGCACAAGCAGUUUCAGCUCUGAAGAUGAUUGUAAUGAGGCUCAGGAAAUCAAUGGUGGAAUCACUUCUAGCUCAACCUCAAAUGGAAAGCCAAGAGCCAGUAGAGGCUCAGCCACAGACCCUCAAAGCCUCUAUGCAAGGAAAAGAAGAGAAAGAAUCAAUGAAAGGUUGAGAAUCUUACAAAGCCUCGUCCCAAAUGGUACAAAGGUUGAUAUCAGUACAAUGCUUGAAGAAGCUGUUCAAUAUGUGAAGUUUUUGCAGCUUCAAAUCAAGUUGUUGAGCUCAGAUGAUUUAUGGAUGUAUGCACCAAUUGCUUACAAUGGAAUGGACAUUGGACUUAACUUGAAGUUGAUGAAGCAAGACAAUGCAUCACAAUAGAUAAUAGUUAUACUGUUCUAUUUCUUUGUUGUAGAAUCAUAAAUUUUAGAGAUACCAUUUUAUAAGCUUUUCAAAAUUUAACCCUUUUUCUUUUCAAAGAAAAAGAUGGUAAUGAAAAGUUGAAGACUUUGAUCAUUCAUUUUGGCCUCAAAAGGAAGGUUUAAUCAUAUGAAGGAAUAUGUGUAAUUUUUGUUAUUCUUUCUUUUGGGCUAAAUAUGCUGUAAGAUUUAUUCCCAUACAUUGGCUGAUUAAUGUGACUUCCUAAUGCUAAUUAAUCCAAA